AUGCCGCUGCAAGUACUGUCGCGAUCUCAGGGCGACUUCUUCCUUCGAGGGCUCACCUCGGAUCCACCGCAGCGAUCCGACGGACGACAUCUGCUGGCUUUCCGCGCCCUCGACGUCGAUACAGGUGUGGCCGCGCAGGCGAAUGGCUCUUCUCGCAUUACCCUCGGAGGGACCGAAAUCUUUUGCGGUAUCAAAGCCGAGGUACGGAGCUUCGGCGACGACAGCGAUGAUGAGGACGAGGAGGCCGAAUUCCAGACGCAGGACGAGCUCGAGCUGGCGAGCGAAAGCAGGAAGACGGGUAGGAUCAAGUGCUCUGUCGACUAUUCACAGUCUCUCGUACACUCGUUCGACAGCAAGGUGCUAGAAUCGCUAUCCAUUGCGCUCUCUUCCAUGGUCAAUUCAACCUUUUCGCCACGGUCAUGUCCCUUGCCACUACACCAGCUGCUCAUUAUAGCCAACGCCAAGCACUGGACAAUAUACAUCGAUCUUUUGGUCAACUCUCUCUCGGGCGGCAACCUCUUUGACACUGCAUUCGCUGCCAUCUUUUCGGCAUUCUACGAUACGCGCGUUCCCGUGACUCGCGGUGUGGCCUUCGAGGCGCCAGCUACCUUGGACGCAUCCGGCAACGCAGUGGAGGGCGCCUUCGCCAAUGCACAGGGUGAUCUCGACCAGAUGGGUAUCAAGGGCCUGCUCAAGAAGAAGCCCAAGUCCAGUGCAUCCGGUCCAUCACGCAAGGGAGCUGGAGCUGGAACCAACUCCAAGGUAGUCGAUUUCGAGCUCGAGCAUAGCGGCGAAGACGGUGCAACUCUGGACGGGCGCCAGGAUCUCCCUCUCUGCAUCACCGUCAACAUCCUGCCCAACAGCUACCUGCUUGAUGCAAAUGUGGACGAGGAGGCGUGUGUUGGUUCGCGAGUUCAGGUGUUGGCAACACGAACUUCCAAGGUGCUCUCGGUGCGCACCGAAGGAGCCGAAGAGAUCUCGUUCAAGCGUGUCAGCGAGGCUAUCCGCAUCGGCAGCGUCCAAGCUGCACGCCUAGCGGAUGCGUUGUUAGGCCAGUUGGCGAAUUCAGCUGGUCUCGACGACGAGGACGAAGCGCCACAAGCAGCUCAGGCUUCCAUGGAUGUCGACGCCUGA
Messenger RNA from Pseudozyma hubeiensis SY62, 1134 nucleotides. RefSeq lists its product as hypothetical. The transcript has a single exon. Gene Ontology annotation, biological process: U5 snRNA 3'-end processing; exonucleolytic trimming to generate mature 3'-end of 5.8S rRNA from tricistronic rRNA transcript (SSU-rRNA, 5.8S rRNA, LSU-rRNA); U1 snRNA 3'-end processing. The record is from RefSeq and is a predicted model, not a curated record. Gene Ontology annotation, cellular component: nuclear exosome (RNase complex); cytoplasmic exosome (RNase complex). The coding region runs from base 1 to 1134 and encodes 377 amino acids. Lineage: Eukaryota; Fungi; Basidiomycota; Ustilaginomycetes; Ustilaginales; Ustilaginaceae.